Messenger RNA from Caenorhabditis sp. 36 PRJEB53466, 2412 nucleotides. Lineage: Eukaryota; Metazoa; Nematoda; Chromadorea; Rhabditida; Rhabditidae. The record is from the annotation of a GenBank genome assembly.
AUGGAGGAAGCAGACGAGUUCAUCAAAGAAGCAUGCAAACAUGUUGAAUGGUGAUUUCCGGAGAUUUUCUUCAAAAAAUAAUGCCAAUUUGCAGUUCGUUUGCCGAUGACGAUGAAAUCGAGUUUAGCACGCCUCAGAUUUUUGAGUUUUUAGUCAGGUAACCGCAGAAUGUAACCAAAAUCAAUGAAAAAAAAAAACUGGCGUUCAGAUGUAUUUGGAAAAUUGAUAGCAGUAGCAAACAGACGAUGCCAUCAUAUGUUUACCCAAAAGAGAUCACAGCACGGCUGCAUCUUGCAAAUGCAAUUUCCACUCAUCUACAGGUACAUAACACAAACCAUCUUCUUCCGUUACAACUAUUGUUUCCAGAAGUUUCACAUUCGCGGGGACACCGCCCUCCACACAGUCCUUUAUGGCAACAUUAACAACCUACGCAGUGCAUUCAUCGAGUUGAUAAGGAAAUUACCGACCGAAACGCAAGAGAAUGUUGAUAAAGGUAAUUGAACUUAGUUGUCGAUAGUCGAAAACCACGAUGGAAUUCAGAUCGAAGCCACAAUUUCUUCGUGAAAACAGUCGGAAUAUUGAAAGCGCAGCCAGCGUGGGUGCCUGCCUACUGCCGUGGACUUGGCAAGAAGCAACAAUGGAUUCCCUCCGACGUCAGUCAUCAUCUACAAGUUUCCGUGGAUAAUCUUCUUUUUCAGAAUUCUGCAGAACGUUAUCCCCUGUCGAUGCUCGAUUGUUUUCCGUCUGAACGCGACUCUCGUCAGUGGAUUGCGCAGUACAUCAACUCGCAUGACACGGGAUCGGCACCUAUGAACAUCCCCAUGAAAUCAAAGCCGGCUCUUCCACCAAAGCCUACAUUUGUCACAAGAAAAGAGGAUACUGUGCAGGAAACGGCGGGGCAACAGAGCAAAGAGACCGCCGUUAUCGAAGUCGAUGAAUCGGCAGGCUUGCAGUUGGAGUACGAUGCUAAACUGAAGGAGUACCGAGAGGUGAGUAAUACGCAAGGCUGUGCAAAAGGCCAAUCCACUCUUUUCGAGGACUUCUGACACACUUACAAUAUUCCGAUUGGACCCCUACAGGUUUUCAAAUCUUAGAUUGAAGUAAUUGGGGUCAAAGUUUUAGACCAAUCCGAUUAUCUGUUCCCGAUAUGUCUGAAUAAGAUGCCAAAACAGCACAAGUUUACGCAAAAACCUAGCGUUUUCGGUCUCAAACGAGUAUAUCUCCGGACCAGAUAACCCGACGAGUCUGAAACUCGGACCCAACAUACUGCAAUCCAAGUUAAGAAAACCUGCGAAGUGGGCUCCGAAAACCCUUGGGUCGGCAUUUUACUCAUCUAUGGUAAUAUUACUUGUUCAGCUACAAGCUAAACGUUGCAAAGUCGAGGAACAAAGCGCCGAGCUACGCAACAAACUUGCCCAGUUUGACCCGAUUCUCGUUGAAGCCAUGAAGGACCCUGAGGCAUAUGCGGAGAAGUUCUUGGUUUGUUUUCAAAAUGUGCAUAGUGCAGUAAAUUAAACUUUUUUAGCGAAAAAUAUCUGAACUGAACAAGCAGAUGGAAGAAGACACGUUGCAAAUGGAAGAGCGGAAGAAAGAAGCGGCGUUGAGAAAGUUGGAAGUGAUUUCUGCAAUGAGAAAGCGGGUGGGCUUUGAAAUUGUUUCGAAACUGAACAGCUUAUCAGUGUUCCAUUAUGUUCAGGGCGUUCAAAAGGAAGAAAUUGAAAGGAUAGAAGAGAUGAAAGCUGCUUUGGAGGAUAUCGAUGCCAAAACAGAGCACAACAUCGCUUUGGCAGAGAAACUUGUACGAUUUACAACUAAUUUAGCCAAUUCUGAAAGAGUUAUUUCAGAAGAAGAAAAUUGCUGAGGCACCUGAAAACAACUUCUACGACUAUGAGCAGAGAAGCAGAGAUCUGGACGAAAUGGUCCGGAAGCAAGAAAUUGAAAUGUUGAGGAUGCAGGAAGAACGGACGGCCCUCCGCAAGCAGCAGGAACGAGAGAACGAAGCGCUCAAUCGCUCGUUCGCCAUCAUUUACAACAUUUUGCUCCAGGUUUGAUCGCAAAACGCAGUCUUGAGUUUGACUAAACAAACAUUUUCAGCAUUGCGAAACUUAUCGCGGACGUUCGGCAAUGGAAUCUUUCACGAGAAUCCAUUUGUAUUGUCUGGAAAUAAUGGAGAUGCUGAGAGAGAAUGGAGCAUUGAAGCAAGCCGUAUCAAUCCUCGAAUCUGAGGUAAACAAAUACUGUUUCGCACAGUUUUCGAUAGGAAAUAUUCAGAUUUUCACCGAACAGCAGAAACGGUACGACAAGCAGUUCGAUCUGAUGAACAAGGAUUUCCAGGAGAUUUCCAGUUUGAACGAAGAACUGAUUGUUCGAAUCAGACUGCAAAAUCCGUCGUUCCAACCGCCACAGCUCUGA